Messenger RNA from Cyphellophora europaea CBS 101466, 1344 nucleotides. RefSeq lists its product as uncharacterized. The coding region runs from base 1 to 1344 and encodes 447 amino acids. NCBI's taxonomy places the organism in Eukaryota, Fungi, Ascomycota, Eurotiomycetes, Chaetothyriales, Cyphellophoraceae. The transcript is spliced from 5 exons. Gene Ontology annotation, molecular function: O-methyltransferase activity. The record is from RefSeq and is a predicted model, not a curated record.
AUGGACCUUGCGGCGUUUCCCUCGGAGGAGGAGCUUCACUCCGCCAUUCACACUCUUUCCGUUGCAGCUCAAAGUUACAGCCCUGGCGCCGAUGGCACGCAGUCACGAACCAAGCUGAUUGCUUGCGCGAAAGACCUGAUCAGUCGACUGCGCAACCCGAUGGAUAUGGCCGAUGUCCAUAUGGCAAACGCCAUGGAGCUCGUCUCUAUUCGCACGUGUCUCCACCUCAAAGCUCUACAUGCGAUCCCCUUUCCCGGCACGGCCACUCUCUAUUCGAUCGCUGAUUCCACAGACGCUAGUGAACCACUCCUGGAGCGCCUGCUUCGUAUGCUUGUUUGCACAAACUUCCUCUCCAGUCCAGCUCCGCGCGUCUACGCGCACACCAAGCACUCAUACGCUUACACUCUGGUCCCUGGGCCUGGCAUGUUUUUCCAGCUCGUCUACGAUGAAUCCUUCCUUAUGAUCGACAAUCUGCACCUCUAUCUUAGUGAUAAAGGGUUACAUGAGCCUCUCGAUCAACGCUAUUCGCCAUACGCAUGGAAAUCCAAAGCUGAGGGCAUUCCUAUCUGGGAGACUAUGGCACGUCAUCCCGAGCGGCUGCAUGCUUUCCAGGCCGGGCUGGCACAUGCGGAUGCUUCAAUUCCACUGCUGGGCUACUACGACUUCGAGCAGCUCGCUACCGAAGAUGAGGAACGCGUGGUCAUGGUAGACGUAGGAGGUGGGACGGGGCACUGCAUUGCGGACAUUCUGGACGCCUAUCCGAAUCUGAUGAAAAAGGCAGGAAAUUUUGUGCUGCAGGAGCUGCCCGCGGUGCUGAAGAAGGCCGACGAGAACCAGAGGCUACCGAAGGAGGUGAUGAAGAUGGAACAUGACUUUUGGACGGAACAGGCUGUCAAAGGAGCAAGAUCCUAUUUCUUUCGCCGCGUCCUCCACGACUACUCCGACAGUUUCUGCACGACCAUUCUCAGCAAAAUCGUACCCGCCAUGGCGCUCGAUUCGCGGAUAUUGAUCGCUGAAUUAAUGCUUCCAGAGGAGGUAACCACUAAUGACCUGGGGAUCGCAACUUUUGACAUUACAAUGUUUAACAUGGGCGGCAAGGAGCGGACCGAGGCCGGCUUUAAGGCCUUGCUCGAGAGCGUGGGCUGCGAGCUGGUCAAGGUGUGGAAGAGUACGUCGGGCUUGGGCGUCAUUGUAGAGGGGAGAUUGCGGGCGAUGGAAGAGAAAGCUCUAGAUCAAGUUGUCGAUCAGGUUGCGGGACGAGAGGCAGUCAGAGAGCCUGAUCUGCAGCCUGCAGUCAAUGACACUACCGGGGAGACUGAUGUAGGAGGAUCCAGGCUUGCCUAG